UUAUGGAAAGGGCCGAAAAGUUGCGAUUGUUCUGGUUCCUCAUAGAUAAAAUCCACAUGUUAGGAAAGAAAAAACAACAGAGAAAAUGAGACCAUUGACAGACGAAGAAACAAAAACUUUCUUUGAAAAACUAUCAAAGUACAUUGGAGAAAAUAUUAAAUUACUUCUUGACAGACCGGAUGGUAUAUACUGUUUUCGCCUACAUAAAGACAGAGUUUUCUAUGUGAAUGAAGAGUUGAUGAAAAGGGCUGGAAACAUAGGAAGGCAAAACUUGCUUAGUUUUGGUACUUGUUUUGGGAAAUUCACAAAGUCAGGAAAAUUUAGACUACAUGUAACAGCACUAGAUUUCUUAGCACCAUAUGCAAAGUAUAAGAUAUGGUUGAAGGCAAGUGCUGAGCAACAGUUUCUGUAUGGACACCAUGUGAUGAAAUCUGGACUUGGUAGAUUAACAGAGAAUACACCACAGUACCAGGGAGUUGUUGUUUAUAACAUGAGUGAUGUUCCACUGGGUUUUGGUGUGGCAGCCAAGUCAACACAAGAAUGUAGACACACAGAUCCUAUGACAAUUGUUGCUUUCCAUCAGGCGGAUAUUGGUGAAUAUAUUCGAAAUGAACAAGAACUCACUUGAUCUAUUUUACAUUUCUACAUUAUUAGAAGCCUUUCAUUGAAAAUCUUCUUCCAUGUUGCUUCAAGAGCCACAUCUGCAUUACAUGUGCAAACAUAUAUUUCUGGAAAAAGUGGUAAAAUGCAAAUAUAAUAUAACGUAAUAAAGGUUAAUAUUACUGCAGUGAUUGUUACUGUUAUUAGCUUUGAAGAAAAAAAAAGUGAAGCUAUUGUUAUGACUAUCUCGUUGUUGAUGUUGGUUAAACUAUUUGUAAAGGUCCAUUUUCUCAGAAACUAUAACAGCUAUUUACUUCAGACUUGAUACACUUGUUUAUUGUCAUAAAAGGGUGCAAUUUCAAAAAAGCAGAUAAUCCUUUUUUCAAAGUUUUGUCCCUUUUUCAACUUAAAUUUUUAGCUCUAGUUAACUUUUGAGUUAAGGUCAUUUGUGUCGCCUACCACACAGUAGCAACAUAAUCAUUGAUUGCUCUUGUCUGAGAUACUAUCAAAGUUAUUUUUCCCCAACUUUAUAUACAUCACCAUUUCUGAAGGACAUGUAAUAUUUAAUUUUUUUGUUUUUGCAAAGUUUUUUGACUUAAUGUUUUUUCUUCCAAAGUCAAUUUUUCAAAAACUUUUGAAAUUAACCACUUUGAAGGUGGAAGUAACAUAGAAGAGCAAGUAACUAUGAUUUUCUCUAUUAUGUCCCCUUUUUGUAUCUUCCCUGUUUAGGUAAUUUUCUGAAAAAGUAUCAGAGAUAUUUACUUUAAACGUGGAGUUCUUGUUCACUAUCAAAUUUGAAAUGCAUUUCUAAAGUCCAGGUAAUCCUGAUAGCCAUUUUGCUAAAUUAUUUCUCUUUUUUGACUGAGUAUUUGCUUAAUUCUCAAAAACUACAAUGGUACUCGCUUUAAACUUGAAAUAUUUGUUGGCUAUCAAGGGCAGGUAAAUCUGCUAAGCAAAAGUGCAGAAUUAUGUCCCUUUUUCUAUGUUGCUUU
This is a messenger RNA of Ruditapes philippinarum (Manila clam), 1592 nucleotides long. Its product is annotated as 60S ribosome subunit biogenesis protein NIP7 homolog. Gene Ontology annotation, biological process: ribosome assembly; ribosomal large subunit biogenesis. The transcript is spliced from 5 exons. The record is from RefSeq and is a predicted model, not a curated record. The coding region runs from base 86 to 628 and encodes 180 amino acids. NCBI's taxonomy places the organism in Eukaryota, Metazoa, Mollusca, Bivalvia, Venerida, Veneridae. Gene Ontology annotation, cellular component: preribosome, large subunit precursor; nucleus; nucleolus. Gene Ontology annotation, molecular function: RNA binding.